UGUUACUUAUUAAACAAACAUCGUAAUCUUCAAUUUUCAUUUUUUAAAAGUGUUUUCACAGGUGUGCAUUCGUACACUUUUAUCAAGGAAUAGAGAUCCCUAUUCCUUUGAAAUAAAAUUAUGCCCAAUUAUUAGUGAUUAUCUGUUAGUGAUUAUCUGUCAAGAUUUCAUCUUUAGAAAUACUAUUACUAUAGAACAUCUAUAGUUUUUAUAUACAUUAAUAUGUUCCUUUAAUAUUGAAUUAAAAAAUUUUAACAGGAAUUAUGUUUUAUAAUUCAUAUAUUAAAUGACAAAUUUAAAUAUGAAACGAUAAAUGUGUAUAUUUUAUUUAUACAUGAUAAUAUACAAAUUAUACACACAUAUAUAUGUAUAUAUUGUUCUUUAUAAUUGAAUUGUAAAAAAAAUAUUUUAAUGCAUUUAAAAAAAUGACAGAAAUAAAUUGGAUUGCAAAACCUAUGAAUUAUAAAACAAUACGAUUUAUAUCUUUAGAAGAAGUAACGGAACAUCCUUUAAAACCUGUUACAAUUAUGUUAAUUGAUGGUCGUGGGACAAAACGUAAUGUGUUACGAAGUACAAGUACUGGUUCUUCAACUACUACACCAACACCAACUCAUACACCUAUUCCUAAAAAUUCUUUAACUGAUCCAUUAUUGAGUCAUUGUUCCUUUGAUGGAUCCGAUCCUCUUUCACAAUUUGCUAGAGAAGAAUUAGAUCCAUUAUCUAAAAUGGCUGCAGAUGAGUGGGAUUACUCUUGUAUAACUACUGGUAAAAAAUCUGUGGAUACUGCAGAAGAAUUAGUAGAACCAUGGUCAGCAAGACGUACUACAAUAUUGAAUAAAUACACAACAUCAGAGAAGUUAUCAAUAGCUACCAGUUUUUUACCAGGUGGUGAAAAAGUUAUUGUUAAAGUUCAACCAAGUGGUGGAGUUGUUGACAAAGUACGAACAAGAUUAGAACAAUUAGAUGAUUUUGAAGAAGGAUCUCUUAGACAAAUGUUAGAUUUAUCUCAACAACAAUAUACUGCAAGAGUUGAACAACUAAAUAAUGAACUUGUACAAGCUUGGCAUUCAGACCAAAGAGUUAAAGCACUUAAAAUAGCAAUUCAGUGUGCCAAAUUAUUAGUAGAUACAUCUGUUAUGGCUUUUUAUCCUGGCAAGUUUGUUCUUAUCACAGAUAUUUUAGAUAUUUUUGGAAAAUUGGUUUAUGAAAGAUUAAAGAUUAAAGCUGAAUAUUACAAGCCAGGAAGUAAAGUGCCCACGAGUUUACCUGAUAAUUUUACACCCGAUAUGGUACCUGAAAAUGCGAAAGAGACUUGCAGAAAUUGGUUUUAUAAAAUAGCAUCAAUAAGAGAAUUAGUUCCACGUCUUUAUGUAGAAAUGGCAAUAAUAAAAUCGUAUAGUUUUUUAACAACAAGUGAAUUCAAUACAGCUCUAUUGCGAAUAACGCGAAUGAUAAGAGGUAUUGGAAAUCCUCUCAUAGCUGUAUAUGCAAGAUGUUAUUUAUGUCGGGUGGGAUUAGCUUUAAAUAAAACAUCUGAUUUUGAAUUUGUAAGAGAAAACUUUUAUGAUUUUCUUUUUACAUAUCAACAAUUGUUUGGCCAAUUUAUAAAGAAUGAAUUAAUCGAACAGAAUAUGACUUUAUAUUCUUAUUUAAAUCUUUAUUCGCCAGCAUUGGAUUGGAUUUUACAAGUAUUGGUAGCUACGACUUCUGAAAAUUUUUUAGAAGAUGUACUUUCUCGAUGUAAAAAUCAAGCAAAUAGUUCAUUAUUAUUGAAUAGUAUUUUAACAGCAUUUAAAUCUUCAUAUGUUGCGGGACGUGCAAUAGAUUUUGUAAAUUUAAUAACUGCAAUCGAAGAUGAUGGUUUUCCGCAAUAUCUUUUAUAUCGAAGUUUAGGUGAAAGUCUUAUAUUAGAAUCACCACCAAAAGAAGACUGCCAAUCAAUUCUCAAUAUAAUAUGGAAAUAUAUAACAGAUUUAACAAAUCCUAAUAAAUUCAUGCAUUGCAUUGAAAUUUGGAUUCAAUUCACUGCUAUUCAUUUUUCUGUAAAUGAAUUAAAUCUAUUUUUUGGAAAAAUAAUUGAUCGACUUAAUCCGAAUAAAAGUUUUGAACACCAUUAUCCACAAUUACAAAAUAUCAUUGAAAAAGUAGUAUCUCAUACACAAGAUUUUGAAUCGUUACUUGCUAUGGAUAAUUUUUUACCUCUAAUAGAUUUAUUUCAUAAAGAAAGUAUAAAGGUUGAAGUAUGUAAGACUAUAAUAGAAGGUAUAAGUACACAGACCAGCCCAAUUACCGAUCCUAUUAUUAUAAAUGCUCUUAUGUUCAUUGCAAGAAUAAUGCACGAUUCUGUUAGUGCUCUAACUGUUGAAGAUGAAAAACGGCAAAUUGGUCAACUUAUAUGUGGUAUUGUUCAACGUGUUGAUUAUGGACGUGAUUUUGAAAAACAGCUUAAUUUUUAUGCCGAAGCUAGAGCAGCUUUUCCUAAUCUCGAUAGUGUUCAUAUACAACUGGUACAGUGUGUAAAUAGAUUAUCAGUUGAUACUCGAAAGAUCGUUCGUGGACAUCAUACAAGAAGAACUUCGGCAUUUGUACGUGCUUGUGCCGCGUUUUGUUUUAUUACCAUUCCAUCAUUAACUUUGGUUUAUACGCGGCUUCAAUUAUAUUUACUUUCAGGCCAAGUUGCACUUUUAAAUCAAUGUUUAGGUCAAGCUGAUGCAUGUUUCAAAGCUGCGUUAAGUUUAGUUCCGGAAAUGCCGAAAACGAUAGACAUAGAUGGAAGACAAAAAAGUUCACAACCUUAUUUACUUUCAUAUUUAUCGAAUUUUUUAUCCACAUUGCUUGUUGUACCAGAUAGUCCAGAACAUGGUGUUUUAUAUCUCAUGCGAGGUUUACUUAAUGCUGUUCAACGGUGUUUCGAAGAAAAUACAUCAAUGAAAACAUAUUUAUAUUUACGCGUACUUGACUUAUUGUCAACAAUUGUUCAAGAAAAUUAUCCAUAUCACGUUGAAAAGGUCGAUUCUAACGAUAAAUUAUAUGGAUCUGAUCAAAAAUUUAUAAGCGAAGUGAACAAAAUAAGUUCUAAAAUCGUAGAAGAAAUUUUAUCUCAUUUAAAAUAUCUUGGUUCUACCGAUCAACUUGAGAAACAAGCAAUUCUUGCAUUGGAGCUUUUUAAUUGCUUUAUUAUCAGAGCAGAUUUACGUGACCCGCAAUUAGCGCAUAUGGCUGUAAAUUUAUGGAAUUUAUCCGUACGACAUGGUUCCAUAGAUUCGAAAAUGAAGAUGAAAAUGAUAGCUUAUAUAGUACAAAAAAGUCAUGACAAAGAGUAUGAACAUUUUGGUGACAUUUUAAGAAAAAUGUUAAAAUAAAUAAAUAUAGAUUAAAUUAACGAACAAAAGGAUCAAUGAAAGACUAGAAUUAUACGUUAAGUCGAUGGAAAUGGGAAAAAACAACGAUAGAUUAAAUAGCUUUUUAAUAAUUUUUUGGAAGACAUAUUGAUUGAUAUUAUAUAUUAAAUAUUCUUUAGCCAUAGCAACAUUCUGGUUGCAUGUUGAAAUAUAA
This is a messenger RNA of Apis mellifera (honey bee), 3555 nucleotides long. Its product is annotated as UPF0505 protein C16orf62 homolog. NCBI's taxonomy places the organism in Eukaryota, Metazoa, Arthropoda, Insecta, Hymenoptera, Apidae. The coding region runs from base 426 to 3362 and encodes 978 amino acids. The record is from RefSeq and is a predicted model, not a curated record. Gene Ontology annotation, cellular component: endosome. Gene Ontology annotation, biological process: endocytic recycling. The transcript is spliced from 18 exons.